Diceros bicornis minor is the source of this 4842-nucleotide messenger RNA. RefSeq names its product mitogen-activated protein kinase 4 (gene MAPK4). Gene Ontology annotation, cellular component: nucleus; cytoplasm. Lineage: Eukaryota; Metazoa; Chordata; Mammalia; Perissodactyla; Rhinocerotidae. Gene Ontology annotation, biological process: intracellular signal transduction; protein phosphorylation; cell surface receptor signaling pathway. The record is from RefSeq and is a predicted model, not a curated record. The coding region runs from base 1114 to 2877 and encodes 587 amino acids. The transcript has 6 exons. Gene Ontology annotation, molecular function: MAP kinase activity; ATP binding.
GAAGGGGCGGGGAGGCUGGGUUUCGGCCGGGGCUCAGGAGGACCCUGCUUCCCGCCGCCCCCAAACUCCCAGGCAGAGCUGAAGGGGCCCCUCCCCUGGGCGAAGUGAGGACGGGCUUCUAAGGUGAUGGAGGACUCUGGAAAGCGUGUGCCCAUGCUGGAAGGCCAGGGUACCCCAGGAUGGGGGCUCGACUCAGGAAACGCGGGCUCCCGGCCCCCCAGGGAAGGAGACUUGGUCUGAAAGAUGCCGCCUUCCUGCACCCUCACCGAGUCCAGCAGAACACAGUCUCAUUCAAGGUGGCGUGGAUGAGGGAGUGACAGAGGAUGCUGCCCCCAUCUGAAGACUCCGGAGGAUCCUGGCCUGGCAGCUGAGCUCCCCGCGGCUUUGGGACUUCAGGUGUCACUUGGUGUAGAGCUCAUGAAAGGUGCUUGAGUUUCUCCAGCUUUCUUUACCAGUGCUCAGCAGACUGGUUUGGGUCUCGGAAUCUAAGAUGAACUGGUAGAAAGGGGAACUGGCAGAGGUGGAAAGAAGCCUCCAGAAUCCAUGAUCAGAAUCCCUUCAUACACCUUGGGACACAGCAGAGAGCAGCUAACAAGCUGCUGGAGGCUGUGAUACAACUGUGCUUUGGACCAUCAUAGUAAAGGAACACAGCUCAGCAACAGCUUCGCGUUUCAGCCAGAAGGAGCCUCUUCUAUCAGGGAUUUAAAUAGGGGAGAGUUCCUUCAUCUCUACUCUGAGGUCCAUUAUGAUAGAAAACUUUACAUUCAUAUAGAUAAUGAGACCAGUUUUUCCUUCCAAGAUGCUAUAUUUGAAAGAAGCAUGAGCCAUUCGAAGCUUCCAGGAGGGUUCAGGAUACGCAGGAGUUAGAGGACAGCCUCCCCAAUGCAAGUUAAGAAGACAGUUUGAGCCUUCAACUUCUGCAGCUCAGCAAGUGUAGACAUAUGCCACUCUUGUUUCCAGAGAGCUGGUGGCAGUGAUAUCUCCAGAAGAAAAAGCUUCCCUCAGCUUUGGGACUUGACAGAAUGAGGUGUGCUGGGGAAGCCACUAGCUGUACCCUGGCCUUUCUUGACUGCCCCUUCGUCAUUCGGGCAGCCUCUGACCACUGAGCCAACGAUGGCUGAGAAGGGUGACUGCAUCGCCAGUGUCUACGGGUAUGAUCUCGGUGGGCGCUUCGUUAACUUCCAACCCCUGGGCUUCGGCGUCAAUGGGCUGGUGCUGUCGGCCGUGGACAGCAGGGCCUGCCGGAAGGUGGCCGUGAAGAAGAUCGCCCUGAGUGAUGCCCGCAGCAUGAAGCACGCGCUCCGGGAGAUCAAGAUCAUCCGGCGCCUGGACCACGACAACAUCGUGAAGGUGUACGAGGUGCUGGGGCCCAAGGGCGCCGACCUGCAGGGCGAGCUGUUCAAGUUCAGCGUGGCCUACAUCGUCCAGGAGUACAUGGAGACCGAUCUGGCACGCCUGCUGGAGCAGGGCACGCUGACGGAGGAGCACGCAAAGCUGUUCAUGUACCAGCUGCUCCGCGGGCUCAAGUACAUCCACUCCGCCAACGUGCUGCACAGGGACCUGAAGCCCGCCAACAUCUUCAUCAGCACGGAGGACCUUGUGCUCAAGAUUGGUGAUUUCGGGUUGGCAAGGAUUGUUGAUCAGCAUUAUUCACACAAGGGUUAUCUCUCAGAAGGCUUGGUAACCAAGUGGUACCGCUCACCACGCCUGCUCCUCUCCCCUAACAACUACACCAAAGCCAUCGACAUGUGGGCCGCAGGCUGCAUCCUGGCCGAGAUGCUCACGGGGAGAAUGCUCUUCGCAGGGGCACACGAGCUGGAGCAGAUGCAGCUCAUCCUGGAGACCAUCCCUGUGAUCCGGGAGGAGGACAAGGACGAGCUGCUCAGGGUGAUGCCUUCCUUCGUCAGCAGCACCUGGGAGGUGAAGAGACCGCUGCGCAAGCUGCUUCCUGAAGUGAACAGCGAAGCCAUCGACUUUCUGGAGAAGAUCCUGACCUUUAACCCCAUGGAUCGCCUAACAGCGGAGAUGGGGCUGCAGCACCCCUACAUGAGCCCCUACUCGUGCCCCGAGGACGAGCCCACCUCACAGCACCCGUUCCGCAUUGAGGACGAGAUUGACGACAUCUUGCUGAUGGCCGCCAACCAGAGCCAGCUCUCCAACUGGGACAGGUACCCUGUGAGCCUGUCAUCGGACCUGGAGUGGCGGCCCGACCGGUGCCAGGACGCGAGCGAGGUGCAGCGCGACCCGCGCGCGGGCUCGGCGCCUCUGGUGGAGGACGUGCAGGUGGACCCGCGCAAGGACUCGCAGAGCAGCUCCGAGCGCUUCCUGGAGCACUCGCAUUCGUCCAUGGAGCGCGCCUUCGAGGCCGACUACGGGCGCUCCUGCGACUACAAGGUGGGGUCGCCGUCCUACCUGGACAAGCUGCUGUGGCGCGACAACAAGCCUCACCACUACUCGGAGCCCAAGCUCAUCCUGGACCUGUCGCACUGGAAGCAGGCGGCCGGGGCGCCCCCCACCGCCGCGGUGGCCGCAGUGGCCGCGGACGCAGGGGCGCGCGAGGACGAGCCGGCCAGCCUCUUCCUGGAGAUCGCGCAGUGGGUCAAGAGCACGCAGGUCGGCCCCGAGCGCGCCAGCCCGCCCCCCGACGAUGGCCCCGAGCGCCGCCUGUCUGCCUCUCCGCCUGGCCGGCCGGCCCCCAUCGACGGGGGCGCCAGCCCCCAGUUCGACCUGGACGUGUUCAUCUCCCGCGCCCUGAAACUGUGCACCAAGCCCGAGGACCUGCCGGACAGUAAAUUGGGCGACCUCAACGGCGCGUGCAUCUCCGAGCAUCCUGGCGAUCUCGUGCAGACCGAGGCCUUCUCCAAAGAAAGGUGGUGAGGGCGGAGGGGGCGCCCCAGGCCCCCGAGCGGGAGGCCCCACACGGGAAAGCCGCGGCUGGCAGGAGGGGUCCGCCUCCCUGGCACCUCCACCACCCCUUCCGCCCGUCUCUGCUGCCUUGAGGUUCGCAGAACGGAUCCGAGGGGCGAGAGGAAUGUCCAUGUCUUAAACUGCCUUAAUAACUAGCCUUUAACCUCUGGGAGCGGGUUUGAACAGGAGCCUAGUUUGGGGGUUGAUCACUUUCCCAGCGAAGAGGAGGCCCUUGCAUUUUACAGGUGGUGGUGUACAGGGAAGAAACAUGUCUUAGCAGUGUCCGCAGGCUCUACCUGGGUGGCUGGGUGCAGAGAAACUUGCAGGCAUAGGUUGAAACCAUCCGGUCCAGCUAGCCUCAACUGACAGAAGAGGAAGUGUUGAGUGAAGAUGAGGAAGUGAUGAGCCCCAGAGAAGCAAGUGACUUAAUAUCAGGGCCUCGUCAGUGUCCCAGCAAGUUUUGAAUCCCAGUCCCCUGGCCCCUAGACCGGUGUCUGUCCACUAUAUAGUGUCUUCCUCUGCUGGGGUCGCCCUGGCUUUUCUAUCAGAAAACUUGGUCCAAGAUGUUUCUUCCCUGUCCAUUACCACCUGACCCAUUUGAUAUUCUUUUAUUCAGAGCUAUGCUGCUUGUAUUCCGAAAUGGGAAACUGAGCCAGUCUUACCCUAGUCACCAAGCAUAUUUUUUCUGGCUCUUCAAGUCCUUAAGUAUUCCCUUCUGCCACACCCCUGUAUUUGCCUCACCCCUGCAUGGUCUGAAAUCUUUAUUUCAGAUCAGACCAUUCCGGGGUCUGUGGGUAAAAGAACUCAUUCUCCCAGGCCUGUGUACACACCUCUUCCAGAACGCCCUAUGCACUUUCCUGAAACAUGUGCAGACACAAAGACACAGCCCUAGAUCCUGACGGGACGUUGUACAUGAGUGAGUUUGAAGACAGUGAUUCCAAGAAUCCCUCCAGUCUGCCCCCACACCCCCAACCACAUCCACAUGGCUUCUCUCCAAGCCUACAUUGGGAAUUAAAGUUCUCGGCAUGAAUCGCUCCUUUGGAGGAAAAUAAUGAGGUACCUGCCAUAGAGCAAAUGUAUUAGGAGAAGAUUUCACAUGGGACCUAUCAGGCUUCAUUGUACUGCCCCUGAUUUUGAUUAUCCGUUUAGCCCUGGCAAAGAGCAGGCACUAAAGAAAUGCAUUUGAGAGCAAGUGGCCUUGGGGGCAGGAAUCCAGAAAGGAGGGUAUGAAAUGUGGGGUGCCGACAGCGAGGGCCCUCAGGAGUCAGGCACCAGCAUGGGGACCUCGUGACAAAGGAAGGGACUCAAAGCCACCAUGCCCCUCAUAGCUUAGGCCAGGAUGAGUUUGGGGCAUGCAAACCCAGAGGUGCACUUCCACAUGGAGCCUGGGGUGAUGGUGUGUGGGCAUGGCAGUUCCUCUGCAGAAGCAUAGUCCAUCCUCUGGAAUGCUCUGCCACUUCCAGCACUGGUGUUCAGCUCUCCCUCAAGACCCCUGAAGAUACCCAUAGGAAGUCGAGCCAGUCUGUAAGCAGAGGACUCGCCAGUGUUGGUCUUGGGCGUGGUCACCCUCACGUCAACAGCACCUUAAAUCUAAUCAGCUAACUAGGAUUUGUACGUUGAAACCUGCAACACUUUAGAAACUUAUAUUUAAAAACAGAAUUAAUCACACUGACGAAUUUUUAAAUGGAAAUAUGUAAAUAUGAAGUGUUUGUUUUUUUUUUUUUUAAAAGAAGAGGAAAUGUACACCGCUCCUCAUGUGCCAUUUGUCCUCAGAGGGCGGCUUUACUUUUUUGGUAAAGGAACACGCUGCUGACCUUGACCAGGAGUUCAUAUAUAAUUGUUAUUACAGAGGAAUUGCUUUUACUACUCAUGUUUUAAAAAGAUCUAUUAAAUGUUAUUAAACUUGAUCAGGACAGGCCAACUAAGUUUUAUUGG